AUGUGUAUCGAAGAUUUUUCGUGUAUGAAAGAUUUGUCGAUCCCAAGAUCUUGGUAUAAUUCAUUCGAUAAGCGACUACUUUCAUAUAGAAAUUGGACUGGAAAUCAAAAACCUAUAGAACUGGCUAAUGCAGGAUUUUAUUUCAAAGGCAAGGAUGAUAUUGUGGAAUGUUUUCAAUGUGGGAUUGAAAUCCACAUGUGGAAUCAUGAAGAUAUUCCUAUUGAGGACCACUUGAAGUAUUCAAAGAUUUGCCCCUAUGCCAAUCUCAUAAAGGAUAUUCUAUACAAGCCACAAGAAGGGACAAAGAAUGAAGAACCAAAAGAUUGCUGUGUGAGAUCAGUGAAUUUUAAAGUGGAUUUAUUACAUGUCUUGUGUUCCCUAUUAUCUAUGAGUAUUUUGUUAGAUAUCUUCAAUAAAAUCUAUUGA
Molecule: messenger RNA, 426 nt
Organism: Phaedon cochleariae (mustard beetle)
Lineage: Eukaryota; Metazoa; Arthropoda; Insecta; Coleoptera; Chrysomelidae
Source: the annotation of a GenBank genome assembly